AUGUUACAGUGUACACAGAGAAAAAUAACAACACUUUUAUUUAUAUUUUCUUCGAUUACUAUACUCGGUAUUAUAUUUAAUAAACAUGAAAAUAUAAAAGAAAGUAUUUCGAAUAUAUCUCCAAAUAAUUUUCUUGAUGGUUGUCGAUAUAUUUAUAUUGAUAUGGGAACAAAUAUUGGUGUACAAAUUCGAAAACUUUAUGAACCAGAUUUAUAUCCAAGUGCACCUAUUCUUCCAAUUUUUGAAGAUAUGUUUGAAAAUAAUUUUAAUGAAGUUUGUUCCAUUGGAUUUGAAGCAAAUCCUUUACAUGAUAAAUAUUUAACUGAAUUUGAAAGAUAUUGUUUAGCACGAAAAUGGCGUGUAAAAAUUUUUAAAUCAACUGCUGUUAGUUAUGUAGAUAAAAAGCUUAAUCUUUAUAUUGAUCCUGACAAUGAAAACAAUUAUCAAAAGGAUGCAAGUUUAGUAGCAAUUAAUAAGACAAAAAUUAUUACGGUACAAGGUAUUGAUAUUGCAUCAUGGUUUAGAACAACAGUAUUAAAUCGAAAAUUAUCACCUGGUGAUCAACCAUCAAGAAUAAUGAUGAAAAGUGAUAUUGAAGGACAUGAUUCAACUGUUUUAGCAAAUCUUAUAUUUAAUGGUGUUUUUUGUUCUAUUGAUCUUAUUUAUGGUGAACAUUUUAAUAGUGAUUUACAACAAGCAAUUUUAUCAUUAAAAAAAUAUUCGAAUACAUGUAAAACGGAAGUACUUGAAUUGACAGAUGAAAAAUAUGAUCUUCAAAAAUUUCCAUUUGUAAUUCCCGAAUCAACAGAUUAA
Messenger RNA from Adineta steineri, 813 nucleotides. The record is from the annotation of a GenBank genome assembly. Lineage: Eukaryota; Metazoa; Rotifera; Eurotatoria; Adinetida; Adinetidae.